AUGUCAAGGCAUCCAAGGAUCGCACAGAAUGUGAAGUUAUUCAUCAAUGACCAUACAUCCAUCGCUGAGGUGUAUUUUUACUUCAAGAUGACAAUCCAUGAUCAGGAGAAGACAUUUGCACUCGUUUCUGAAUUCAGUCCACCCCAUCCAGGUCUUCUCGAAGAUUCAUUUCAGAUGGUCUUCGCAUGUAGCUAUCAUGCAGACACCUCCUUACGGCUGGUUGAAGCUCACACCAUUCAAUCAGUGGUGGCAAUGGUUCCCCACCAAUUUCCAGGUAUUGACAGGACCCUUUUCUAUCUCAUAGAACAGCCAGGUUUGGAUGUAUUGACGAUAGGUGGCAUUGAGGAGGACAUACCCGACAAGGAUUAA
Molecule: messenger RNA, 369 nt
Organism: Suillus subaureus
Lineage: Eukaryota; Fungi; Basidiomycota; Agaricomycetes; Boletales; Suillaceae
Exons: 2
Coding region: 1-369 (122 amino acids)
Source: RefSeq, a predicted model, not a curated record